Messenger RNA from Ficedula albicollis (Collared flycatcher), 2222 nucleotides. Its product is annotated as cx9C motif-containing protein 4. The record is from RefSeq and is a predicted model, not a curated record. Gene Ontology annotation, molecular function: protein serine/threonine kinase activator activity. Lineage: Eukaryota; Metazoa; Chordata; Aves; Passeriformes; Muscicapidae. Bases 1405 to 1920 code for a protein of 171 amino acids. The transcript is spliced from 5 exons. Gene Ontology annotation, cellular component: mitochondrial intermembrane space.
UAGACACAGUAUGCUUUCAGGUGCACUGUCUGUGUGCUUGUGGAAUCUCCAGUUUCUUUGGUGUGUUUGGGUGCUGCAGACACCCCUUUCCUGUCCCACCUCAAACCCCGUUCCUGUCCUACCUCAAGCCCCUUUCCUGUCCCCCCCCAAACCCAAUCGACGGUUUUGCCUGACCUCAGGAUUUCCCAUGUGGCACUACCUGGGCACCUCUACAGGCCAGACUGAGCCUUUCAGCUUUGCAGUUCUGGGGAAGCUUGGGGCAAAUCAGUGGGGCAAAGAGUGAAAACACACAUUAACCUCUGCCCAUUCUGCACAGUGUCCUCUGCACACGACCUUGUUCUGUUGUCCUGGAUCUGUCAUCGCUGCCAUCUCCACUCACCAUGAACACAAAUGUGCAUUUUGUGCUUUAGUCCACCUACCUGUAGUUCAGCCAGGCUGAACCAGAUUUUCUUGCUCCUGUUUGAAAUAUGCCUUAUAACCUUGCAAGUUUUCAGAAGACCACUGUGUUUCACUGGGAUAAGGAAUAUUGCAUCUGCUUCAUAGUAGGAGGAUGUUGUAUGUGUUACAGCUUAACUUUGUUCUACUUUACACCUAGAUAAAGGAUGAAGACUGUCUAUACCAUUUUGAUUACCUCUUCUAGGGUUCAAAGAAAAUCAUUUCCCCUGACCUCCAUUUGCUAAUGGCUCAGCUUGAUCUAACUGGCACACAGAUAAACGUUCUGUUAAACAAAAGUUACAGUAGCAGAAACCACCUCAAUGCCCCAAGCUCCUCAUCCCGCGUUGGUGGCUCUCUGUGACCAGCCAAAAGCCGAGCAACGCAGUCCUCAAUGCUGCUCCCGAGGAGUUUGGGUGUGAAUGGACAGUGCUGCCAGCCCUGAGAGAUGAGACAAAGGACCCCGCACCUCGACAGCUCUGCGAGCUCCAAAGAUGAGAGUCCUGCACACCGAGUUCCGUGCUUUGUCUCCAGACUGACCUUCGUUCCUGUUAAGCUCGCCUCACUGCUGGUCACGAGUUUUGCUUUUGGGAUUUAGACCACCUCACUUUUACCCCCCGUUUUACACAAAGACUGUUAAUAGGACUGUUAGUGGAAUGAGCAAAGCCAGUUCUCGCAGGGUUUAACUUUGUACCAAUAGCACCUUUUGCCCCAGAAUGCCUUACCAAUGCCACCUAGCACGCGUGUCCCAGUGUACGGCGUGGCCUGACGUUUCCUCUGGCUCAGGCACCACCUCAGCCUCCCGAGCUGACUUUUAGGGACGUCUCCACACGUAGCAUCUCAUCCGAGGAGUCAGACACCACCUGUCUGCCGGCUGCGGGAGCUCUCCGUGGAUGCGCUCGGAGCUAAAGACAGCACGCGUGCAGCCCGCGGGCCGAUGCCGUCCAGCUGAGCUGCGGAGGCGCCCGAGGGAUGGCGCAGGGAGGGGAGGCUGGCGCUCCUCCCGUGCGGCUCUGGGUGCGGCGCGUGGGGGUUUACUGCGAUGAGCACCGCAAAACCUGGCUCGUGGCUGCAGAAGAGGAGGAAGGUAUGCUGAGGGCUCGGAUCCAAAGAGUUCAGGUUCCCCUGGGUGAGGCGCUGCGACCCAGCCAGCUCCCCCCAUCCCGGCUGCCUCACAUGUGGCAGCUGUCCCAGGGUGAGCAGUACAGGGAUAGUAACUCUCGCGUUUGGGAGAUAGAGCACCAUCUCAUGUUCCUCAACAUGUCCCGGAAGGAUCCCUGCCAGAAACAAGCCUGUGAAAUACAGAAGUGCUUGCAAGAGAACAACUACCUGGAGUCCAAGUGUGAAGCUGUGCUUCAGGAGAUGCGGAAAUGCUGCGCUCGGUACCCCAAGGGCAGAUCCGUCUGUUGUUCAGGGUUUGAGAGAGAAGAAAGGGAGAGAGAAAAGGUUAAGUUGACUGCAGAAGGAACUUCCCCACCACCUCAGUAACACAAUGCAGCUCCAGCAGGUGCUGGAGCACGGACUCACUUGAAGAGCUCGUGUGUGUUUUUUCAAGCCUUCUUUAGACUUUCAGAAAAGCCAGAUUGCUCCUGGAACACACCGUUCAGCACACCAAAAAGCAUUACACAGUACCAACAUAUGGCCUGGUUAAGAAACUUUAUUUUCUGUACGAAAACAUAAUCUAUGUUGCCUCUGCAUCACACCUGUGAAAUGUCAACUUGAUGUUUUUAGGAUGCUUACCUUACUCUAAUCCAUCCUUGCUCUAAAAAUGGAGAAUUGGAACCGAGUUA